Messenger RNA from Bubalus bubalis (water buffalo), 5795 nucleotides. It is a transcript of the gene THOC2, whose product is annotated as THO complex 2. Lineage: Eukaryota; Metazoa; Chordata; Mammalia; Artiodactyla; Bovidae. Gene Ontology annotation, cellular component: THO complex part of transcription export complex. The transcript has 39 exons. The record is from RefSeq and is a predicted model, not a curated record. Gene Ontology annotation, biological process: mRNA processing; mRNA export from nucleus. The coding region runs from base 86 to 4975 and encodes 1629 amino acids. Gene Ontology annotation, molecular function: mRNA binding.
CCCGGCAUUCCCCGUGGGCGGUGCUCCCCUUUGACCCCUCGCUCGCGUGCUACACAUCCGGGCCUCUGCUACUAGUGAGGGGAAGAUGGCGGCCGCAACUGUGGUGGUUCCUGUGGAGUGGAUAAAGAACUGGGAGAAAUCAGGGAGAGGCGAAUUUUUACAUUUAUGCCGGAUCCUCAGUGAAAAUAAAAGCCACGAUAGUUCAACUUACAGAGAUUUCCAGCAAGCUCUUUAUGAAUUAUCAUACCAUGUCAUUAAAGGAAAUCUAAAGCAUGAACAGGCAUCUAAUGUUCUUAGUGACAUCAGUGAAUUUCGUGAGGAUAUGCCCUCCAUUCUUGCUGAUGUAUUCUGCAUAUUAGAUAUUGAAACAAAUUGUUUAGAAGAAAAAAGCAAGAGAGAUUAUUUUACACAAUUGGUAUUAGCAUGUUUGUAUUUAGUUUCAGACACAGUUCUAAAGGAACGCUUGGAUCCAGAAACAUUGGAAUCAUUAGGGCUUAUCAAACAAUCACAGCAAUUCAAUCAAAAGUCAGUUAAAAUCAAGACAAAACUCUUUUAUAAGCAGCAAAAAUUUAAUUUGUUAAGAGAAGAAAAUGAAGGUUAUGCCAAGCUGAUUGCUGAAUUGGGGCAAGAUUUAUCUGGAAAUAUUACUAGUGAUUUAAUCUUAGAAAAUAUCAAAUCUUUAAUAGGAUGCUUUAAUCUGGAUCCCAAUAGAGUUCUGGAUGUCAUUUUAGAAGUGUUUGAAUGCAGGCCAGAACACGAUGACUUCUUUAUAUCUUUAUUAGAAUCUUACAUGAGUAUGUGUGAACCGCAAACACUGUGUCAUAUUCUUGGGUUCAAAUUCAAGUUUUAUCAGGAACCAAAUGGAGAGACUCCUUCAUCUUUAUACAGAGUUGCAGCCGUACUUCUACAAUUUAACCUUAUUGAUUUAGAUGAUCUUUAUGUACAUCUUCUUCCAGCUGAUAAUUGCAUUAUGGAUGAACACAAACGAGAAAUUGUAGAAGCUAAGCAGAUCGUUAGAAAACUUACAAUGGUUGUAUUGUCUUCUGAUAAAAUUGACGAGCGAGAGAAAGAAAAGGAAAAAGAAGAGGAGAAAGUGGAGAAGCCACCUGACAACCAAAAACUUGGUUUGUUGGAAGCUUUGUUAAAGAUUGGUGAUUGGCAGCAUGCGCAGAGCAUUAUGGAUCAGAUGCCUCCAUACUAUGCAGCUUCACAUAAACUAAUAGCCCUUGCUAUUUGCAAGCUGAUUCAUAUAACUAUUGAGCCUCUCUAUCGAAGAGUUGGCGUUCCUAAAGGUGCUAAAGGCUCACCUGUUAGUGCUUUGCAAAAUAAGAGAGCACCAAAACAAGCAGAGAGCUUUGAAGAUUUGAGGAGAGACGUCUUCAAUAUGUUCUGUUACCUUGGUCCCCACCUUUCUCAUGAUCCCAUUUUAUUCGCAAAAGUGGUGCGGAUAGGCAAGUCAUUUAUGAAGGAGUUUCAGUCUGAUGGAAGCAAACAAGAAGAUAAAGAAAAAACGGAAGUUAUCCUUAGCUGUUUGCUUAGCAUUACUGACCAGGUAUUACUUCCAUCUCUUUCUUUGAUGGACUGCAAUGCUUGUAUGUCUGAGGAACUAUGGGGAAUGUUUAAAACAUUUCCAUAUCAGCAUAGAUAUCGUCUGUAUGGCCAGUGGAAGAAUGAGACUUACAACAGUCAUCCACUUUUAGUAAAAGUUAAAGCUCAAACAAUAGACAGAGCCAAAUAUAUCAUGAAGCGUCUAACCAAGGAAAAUGUGAAGCCUUCUGGAAGACAAAUUGGGAAGUUGAGCCACAGCAAUCCAACCAUUUUGUUUGAUUAUGUAUGUUUUGAGAUCUUGUCACAAAUACAGAAGUAUGAUAACUUGAUAACACCUGUAGUAGAUUCAUUGAAAUACCUCACUUCGUUGAAUUAUGACGUCUUGGCCUAUUGUAUCAUUGAAGCUUUAGCUAAUCCAGAAAAGGAGAAAAUGAAACAUGAUGACACAACCAUCUCAAGUUGGCUUCAGAGUCUGGCUAGUUUCUGUGGUGCAGUUUUUCGUAAAUAUCCAAUUGAUCUUGCUGGUCUUCUUCAGUAUGUGGCUAAUCAGCUAAAGGCAGGCAAAAGUUUUGACCUGCUUAUACUGAAAGAAGUGGUACAAAAAAUGGCAGGAAUAGAAAUUACAGAAGAAAUGACAAUGGAGCAACUAGAAGCCAUGACUGGUGGAGAGCAACUAAAAGCUGAGGGUGGUUAUUUUGGCCAGAUAAGAAACACGAAAAAAUCCUCCCAGAGAUUAAAGGAUGCACUAUUAGACCAUGAUCUUGCUCUUCCUCUCUGCUUGCUUAUGGCUCAGCAGAGGAAUGGGGUAAUCUUUCAGGAAGGUGGAGAGAAACAUUUGAAACUUGUGGGAAAACUCUAUGAUCAGUGUCAUGAUACCCUGGUACAGUUUGGUGGGUUUUUAGCAUCUAAUCUAAGCACAGAAGAUUAUAUAAAGCGAGUGCCUUCAAUUGAUGUGCUCUGUAAUGAAUUUCACACACCUCAUGAUGCAGCAUUUUUCCUGUCUAGGCCAAUGUAUGCACACCAUAUUUCGUCAAAGUAUGACGAACUUAAAAAAUCAGAGAAGGGAAGUAAACAGCAGCAUAAAGUUCAUAAGUACAUCACAUCAUGUGAAAUGGUGAUGGCUCCUGUUCAUGAAGCAGUGGUUUCCUUACACGUUUCCAAAGUCUGGGAUGACAUCAGUCCUCAAUUCUAUGCCACAUUCUGGUCAUUGACAAUGUAUGACCUUGCAGUUCCACAUACCAGCUAUGAACGGGAAGUCAAUAAACUUAAAAUCCAGAUGAAAGCAAUUGAUGACAAUCAGGAAAUGCCUCCAAAUAAAAAGAAAAAAGAGAAGGAGCGAUGUACUGCCCUUCAGGACAAGCUUCUCGAAGAAGAAAAGAAACAGAUGGAACAUGUACAGCGAGUUCUGCAGAGACUGAAACUGGAAAAGGACAACUGGCUUUUAGCAAAAUCUACCAAAAAUGAGACCAUCACAAAAUUUCUACAGCUGUGUAUAUUUCCUCGAUGUAUUUUUUCAGCAAUUGAUGCUGUUUACUGUGCUCGUUUUGUUGAAUUGGUACAUCAACAGAAAACUCCAAAUUUUUCCACACUUCUUUGCUAUGAUCGAGUUUUCUCUGAUAUAAUUUACACAGUUGCAAGCUGUACUGAAAAUGAAGCUAGUCGAUAUGGGAGAUUCCUUUGCUGCAUGUUAGAGACUGUGACCAGGUGGCACAGUGAUAGAGCCACAUAUGAAAAGGAAUGUGGAAAUUAUCCAGGAUUCCUUACUAUAUUACGAGCAACUGGAUUUGAUGGUGGAAAUAAAGCUGAUCAAUUAGACUAUGAAAAUUUUCGACAUGUUGUACACAAAUGGCAUUACAAACUAACCAAGGCCUCGGUACAUUGCCUUGAAACAGGCGAAUAUACUCACAUCAGGAAUAUCUUGAUUGUGCUAACAAAAAUACUUCCUUGGUACCCAAAAGUUUUGAAUCUGGGUCAGGCAUUGGAAAGAAGAGUGCAUAAAAUCUGCCAAGAGGAAAAAGAGAAGAGGCCAGAUCUAUAUGCAUUGGCUAUGGGCUACUCUGGGCAGUUGAAAAGUAGAAAGUCAUACAUGAUACCUGAAAAUGAGUUUCAUCACAAAGACCCCCCUCCGAGGAAUGCAGUUGCCAGUGUACAAAAUGGGCCUGGUGGUGGGCCUUCUUCAUCGUCGAUCGGAAGUGUAUCUAAGUCAGACGAAAGCAGUACCGAGGACACUGAUAAAUCAAGGGAGAGAUCUCAGUGUGGUGUGAAAGCUGUUAAUAAAGCUUCUAGUGCCACACCAAAAGGGAAUUCAAGUAAUGGAAAUAGUGGCUCUAACAGCAGCAAAACUGUUAAAGAAAAUGACAAAGAAAAAGGAAAAGAGAAAGAAAAAGAGAAAAAAGAAAAGACUCCAGCUACUACUCCAGAGGCCCGAGUACUUGGUAAAGAUGGUAAAGAAAAACCAAAGGAAGAACGGCCAAAUAAAGAUGAAAAAGCAAGAGAGACAAAGGAAAGAACACCUAAAUCUGACAAAGAGAAAGAAAAAUUCAAGAAGGAAGAAAAAGCUAAAGAUGAGAAAUUCAAGACCACUGUCCCGAAUGUAGAAUCAAAGUCAACUCAAGAAAAGGAAAGAGAGAAGGAGCCGUCCAGAGAACGAGAUAUAGCAAAGGAAAUGAAAUCAAAGGAAAAUGUUAAAGGAGGAGAGAAAACACCAGUUUCUGGGUCCUUGAAAUCACCUGUUCCCCGAUCAGAUAUUACAGAGCCUGAAAGGGAACAGAAACGUCGCAAAAUUGAUACCCAUCCUUCUCCAUCACAUUCCUCAACAGUAAAGAUGGUUUAUUUCCAGGUUACAGCCAUACUUCCCAAAGUUCCUCUGGGUUCUGAGAACUAUGCCAGCUCACCUGUCAUCUCCAUUCAUUUUCUACAGGACAGUCUCAUCGAACUCAAGGAGUCUUCAGCAAAGCUCUACAUUAAUCAUACUCCUCCACCACUGUCCAAGAGUAAGGAGAGAGAAAUGGACAAGAAAGAUUUGGACAAGUCAAGGGAAAGAUCCAGAGAAAGAGAAAAAAAAGAUGAAAAGGACAGGAAAGAGCGGAAAAGGGAUCACUCAAACAAUGACCGAGAAGUGCCACCGGACUUAACCAAGAGGCGGAAAGAGGAAAAUGGAACAAUGGGGGUUUCAAAGCACAAAAGUGAAAGUCCAUGUGAGUCUCCUUAUCCAAAUGAGAAAGACAAGGAAAAAAAUAAGUCAAAAUCUUCAGGCAAAGAAAAAGGCGGCGACUCAUUUAAAUCUGAAAAGAUGGAUAAAAUCUCCUCUGGUGGCAAAAAGGAGUCCAGGCAUGAUAAAGAAAAGAUAGAAAAGAAAGAGAAACGGGACAGUUCAGGAGGAAAGGAAGAGAAGAAACAUCAUAAGUCCUCGGACAAGCACAGAUAAUGAAGACUUUCAAUCAAGGUGAGAUUGGAAUGAAUUGUUCAGCUGUGACCAGAAAUUUAUUUUCCUGAGUAGAUUGCCAAGAAUUAUGAAUGAAGAGGGCCCAUUUGCAUCUCCUUAAAUUAUUCAGUUAUCUGCUUUAUUGCUCCAUGCUGAAAACUUAGAAUUGUUGAGUUGUGCAUUACUGUAUUUAACUUGUUGCUUAGUUUCUACAUGUUUAUUUUCAGUAAAUGGCUGAAAGUGUUAACUGUUUCAUAUUUUUAGCACAAUGUGCUGCAUACAGUUUCCAACAAGCAAAUAAGGUUACAUAUGUACAGAGUUUCACUUUAGAGUAACUAAAUAUUGCCUGGGUUUAUUUUUUUUUUCAAUACGAAAUGCUUCCUUUUUAUUGUUUGAAAUGGAAAAUAAACAAUUAUUGAACCAUUUUGAAUUUACCUCAUUUAAAAACUCAAUUUUAACUUAUUAUUUGGCCUGUUUUAUAUUUAGUCAGUAAAAAAACAAAGUGGGAGCAGUGUCUUAUGCAAUGCCUAGGAAUCAUUUUAUAUAGUUCGUGUACGACAUUAAAACAUGUUUGAAAAAAAAAAUGGUACCAGCACUCACUUGUCCCUUGCCAUUUUUUUUUUGUAAUUAUGUUAGAAAAACCAAGGGGUUGGGGGGAAUAAAAAUGUGUUUUAAUUCUACAGUUAGAGAAGCUUUGUAUUGCUGAACUUUCAUCUGGAAAAGUUUCACAGUGACAUUUUUAAAAGGAAAUUUUUUUAUCUAUCUAAUUCUACCCAUGUAACCUUUUUUUCUAAAUAAACAAUAGUUUUCUCAAAUGAUUGUA